GCUAUGGAAUCUCACCCUCUUUCUGGGUAGGAGGGGCUGACUUCCUGCAGCAGCUCUGCUGCUGUCUGUGAACUGCCAGCACUCAUGGCCUGCUCUAAGCCAGCUUUUCCCUCUGAAGUUUUCUCCAGUGGGAAGCUCUUUUCAUGUGACUGAACUGUCUGACACAUCUAAACCUGCGGAUCCCAAGUCAGCUGUCGCUUUAUAUGCCACCAGCAUUGAUGGCGCGUUUAGUGGGUGUAUGUCUUUGUGCUGUGGUUUGCUUAUGUCUCUUGUUUUCUUUUUUUCAUUGUCCUCCCAGUUUGCCACCAAAGGGCAGGAGUUGAGGGCGAGGCCAGGAGGGAUAGUGACAUUCACCACCUGUCUUUUGACCUAGGGAGAAGAGUUUAUUCCACACUUGAUCAAGGAAAAUAGGGUGGAGAGUGGGGUUUUUUUUGUUUUUUUUUAGAACAAGAAUGUUCCUUAUUUGGGCUGGCAUCAGGGUGAUGUGAUCUGGUGGAGAAGGGUUUGGGGUGUGUGUGUGUGUGUGUGUGUGUGUGUGUGUGUGUGUGUGUGUGUGUGUGAGAGAGAGAGAGAGCGAGCGAGAGAACAUUGAGUGUGUGUGAGAGAGAGAAAAUAGCUGCCGUCACAAUGGAGAUAUUUCAUGGUAUUCCCUGCCACAGCAGAUCACUAAUUUUCUUGAGAUUGCACAAAUACUCACCCUUCUAAGCACUCAGUCUGAAAAAUGCCACCGCUGCAUGGGUCAGAUUCACACACACUUCUCCGGUUGUGCUAAAUUAUCAGAGCCUUACUCCUUUAACUGUGAGUUUCCUGUCCUUUGUGGGCUCCUGCUGCAAUCAUAACGAUCUUUUAAUGUAGUUUCUGUUGCAUCAGUUUCCUGUUUGACUGCACUUUAGCUGAUGACUAUCAUGGAUUUAUGUGAUUGGAUUAAACCUCAGUAACACCAAGAGAUGCAAACAGCGUAAUCUCAUAUCUGAUUGUGGAACAGCAUUGAUAGGCUUUGUGAAGGAGCCCUGCAGCUGCAACAUGGGCUCGAGGGAACACAAGUAAGACAGGAGAAAAAGUUAGAGAAGUGAAGAGUAAUUGUGGAGCAUCAUCCGUGUGCUAAUAGGGAUGCAGAUGAGCCCCAUGCACAUAGGGCAGUUACUGAUGCAGGACAAGCCUCAGGACGUUCAGAUGCUCAUUUUGGGUAAGCAUCCCCAGCCUGGCUGCUGAUCUGAACUAUACAAACCUCCUGCAUCAGCAACAUUUAACUCAAAAAUCUCACAAGCACCAUGUCACAGUCCAGCGCAAUUGCCUCUGUAUUCAGCAAGAGCGCCUACUUUUAGGCUUCUGGCUCCCAGCUAUCAGUUCUCUCGGGCGGAGACCUCAUCUUGCUUCCUUCUGAUUGGGCUGAACAGAUACCCACUUACUCUGUGAGUUCCCCAGCAAGUUAGACUGCCAAAGCAGGCCUGCUUUGCUUUCUCCUCAGAGGCUAUAAGCAGCAUAAUUGCCCUUAAUUAUAAGGUACCACACAACUUUUCUAAGCAAGCACAUUUAUUCUUAAGAUGAAAGCGUUACAGAGAAAACAUAAAAACAUAAAAGGAACUUACACACAUGCUAAUACUCUUACCAGAGACCACCCUACCCAACCCCAGCAAAGACUCUGGGGGUGGGGCAGUCCUUCAAACCCACCAAGGGGUUUUGGUGUGAUUCAAGUUCCUAACAGCAUUAGCUCAGAACAAGCACCCCUAUGAAUCUGUGAGUCCCUCCUUUAUACUGUUUGGACAUUUGACUUUGGGAUGCUGGGAACAGAUAAACAGCAGACAACGGGUUGCUCUUCAGGGCGUAGCUUCAAGAGAUUGUGUCUGGAGAUGAGGAUUUGCAUUUCCUUUCCCCCUCUGGUAUUUCCUUGGAAACCUGCUCAACUAAAAAUCCAUUUGUGUCUGGUACAUUGUUUCAAUGAGUUCUUUGAAGCUCAUAAUACAUCUCAGGGUUUACAUUGGUCAUGUAUCUCUCUUAGAGACAUCUACCUCGCACAAUAAUACAUAAACAUUUGCAUUUUUAAGCCAAGGUACAGUAGAACCUCAGAGUUAUGAACACCUUGGGAAGGGAGGUUGGUUAUAACUCUGAAAUGCUCAUAACUCUGAACAAAACGUUAUGUUCUCUCAAAAGUUUACAACUGAACAUUGACUUAAUACAGCUUUGAAACUUAACUAUGUAGAAGAAAAUGCUGCUUUCUCUUUAUUUUUUAGUAGUUUACAUUUAACAGAGCACUGUACUGUGUUUGCUGUUUUGUUGUUGUUUUUUUUGUUUGUUUUUGUCUCUUCUGCUGCCUGAUUGCAUACUUCCGGUUCCGAAUAAGGUGUGUGGUUGACUGCUCAGUUCAUAACUCUGGGGUUCGUAACUCCAAGGUGCUACUGUACUUCUAAAAUCCUUAUACUGAAUCCAAUAAGGUUUGUCCAGGAUAUUGUCAUAUCUGACACACACUGUCCCUCUCACAGGGCUGUGUGACUUCUGUUUCUGGAACGGAGAAUUGAAAUGCACAGGCCAGGGUGAAAAUGAGGAAAAAAAAGUUACCCAGGCAUUUCUGACCCAGCGCAAAGGUUCCCUGUGAGUGGUGGGUGGAAGUCCUAGUCUGUCUGUCUCUUUCUCUUUGCGUUUGUAAUGUUCCCAUCACUGUAUCAUCAUUUCUUAUCUGAAUUGGUUUUCUCCUCCUCACACAGUAGUCCAUUAUGAUGCACCUGCUCAGUGCCCAAUAUUCACAGUUCAAUGACUUACUUGGCUGCUUGAAAGCAUCAGUAAUGUAUCUUCUCAUUGGCCCCAAUCCUUCUCCAGGGAAGAAAAUGGCCAAACUCCCCACUGGCUUCAACAGGCUCAGGAUUAGGCUGACCAGACAGCAAGUGUGAAAAAUCGGCAUAGGUGGUGGGGGGUAAUAGGAGCCUAUAUACGAAAAAGCCCCAAAUAUUGGGACUGUCCCAAUAAAAUCGGGACAUCUGGUCACCCUACUCAGGAUAGACCCGUUUGUGGAUUAAUUGCCUACAAAAUGUGCAUGAUCGUGUUUAAUUAAAGGAAGGCUUUUCCCAUGAACAAAGAGGGCUGUUGCCUCAUAUCCGGGCGGCGUGGAUGCCUGGCACCCAUGCCUGCAGCAGCAUACAUAAACAUGGGGAUGACAUGGGUACACUUUAUCCAUGAGGACUCUGGAGCUGACCCAAGAGCACUCCAUUCAUCAUUUGGACAUAGUCCAUCAGGAGCAGAGUCCACAGUGCUUCUAAGAGUGUGUAGGCAGGUGUGCUGCAAGGGCUUUUUGUGCAAGGUGGUGUCAUUUCUCUUCCUCCUUGUAGACAAGAUUGUGACUCCUUUGCUCAAGUCAAGUCAUAUAUUACAUCACAAGCAAAUUAAUGGGACUUUUCUUCAGUGUGAUUAAGAAUAUCACAGUCUAGUCAACAGCAAGGAGAACAGUUUUCUUAUGUGUUGACUUAGAUUUAACUGGGUGUUUCUAUGCAGUAAAAGAGGACAGGGGAAGAAUUAUGACUACGGAGUGUUGGAUUUAUGACUGCAGGAGAUAGCGGUCCGCAUGAAGCCUGUUUCUUCACCAUGGCCUGUGAAAGCCAAGCAGACGGAGCUGAGAAACAAAGUCCCAUCUCCUACUGUGGGACCCAUGCAGAUGAAAGCUCCCUUCACUGGGUGAAAGAAUUUCACAAUGGCCAGGUGCUUAUGGCUCUCACUGCUAGCAAUACCUGCUCUUCUACCAUCUUUGAUAUGGAGCUUUGUGCAGAGAAACUGAAGACCUUUGGAAUUGAGAUGACAAAGGAUCAGUGGAGGAAUUUAAUUCAAAACGCCAUUCUGGAACCUGAAGUAAGAAGAUACAUGUUUUACAACUCCAGAGCUUUUGGGAUAGCCAUUGCUGUGAUUUUCUACAUCUCAAUCUGGGCAAAUAUUUACUCCACCAUACAGCUGUAUUCCUUUGGGUGCCGCUGGGACAUCAGCAUUCUGGUGACGGUGGCUGCCAUAGUACUCACUAUAGUUGUUAUAUUGAUUAUUGACCAACAUCAAAGGAAGAUACAUGUAAAUACUGAUGUGAGGCUGGCAGCUGCCAAUGAAGUCUUCAUGAAGCACAACUUACUUCUGGGGGUUGCAGAUGCCAUGGACAGACACCAGAACGUUCUGCAGCUUUGCUUUGUCCAUUUCAACCUGGAGCAGUGUCUUCACUCCUUAGCAGGCUAUAUUACAGAACAGAAGAGAAACCACCAGUCAGCCCUGAGGCACAAUCUGGACCAGUUCUGUGUCACUAUGGAGACAGUGAUCCAGUCGGGUCAGGGAAGAGGAGAGGAGAGUUCAUCUGAAGAGUCACCUCUUCUACCCAGUGACAAGAAAAGGACUCUGGCAUGCAGUGAACUGCUUCAUCUCAUUCCAGAGGGAGCUCCAGAGGUGAUGGCCCAGCAGCUGUUGGUGAUAUUCAGUGGCUAUUACAUCAGACUCUUGGUUAGUGGUCAGCUCCCGCAGGUCAUCAUGUUACGGCAUGUGGAACACAUGAAUAUCCCCUGCCUUUGCCAGUUCAUAGAGACGAAUGUGCUUGCCACAGGACACUGUUGGUUCAAGGCCAGGUGAUGAGAGGGGCCUGAAAAGAGUUGUUGCAAUUAAUACUGUUCAAAUACAAUGGUCCAUGGAAGAAGCCAGGAUAUAGGGAAGACCCGGAGAGAGAUACAACUGCAUCAGGGAUUUGAUUUGACCAAUGAGAGGACAGUAAUGAGGUGGAGGACAUGAAAUAAAUAUUCAAAAUCCCAUUCAGAGACAGUGAAAGAGACAGGCACCUAACUGCCCAACCGCCCUCUUGAACAGGAGCCAAAUCUCAUGUGAAGAAGUGAAUUGUGCUGCUUAUGACUUCCUUACUUCUCAUCAGGUCUGUUGGCCGUGCGAUACAAAUAGUUGCAUCUAAGUGUGUUUGUAAUGAGCUAUCAAGUCAUGCUGUGGACAGUGCAAGUAAGGAUCAUGCCUGGACGAUGCACAGCAUGUAAAGUUCAGAUUGCUGAAUGCUUAAUGCAAGGAACAUGGCAAGAUCAUGGCUUGUUAAGUUUCCUCUUUUAUGCCCCACUCAUGUUCCUUUCAUCAUGCAUGCAUGAUCCUUGCAUUUUUCCCAGCAUGGGGAAAUGACCUGGCUAUUGUCUUUAUUUUCCUGCACAGACAUACUCUAUUUUCUUUGGCCCUGAAGAUCUCUCAUGCUUGCUCCACGCCGGCAGAAAUUCACAAACUCUUAGCAUCCCAUUUGUUCUGGACUUUUGUUGGUAUUUGUUAUUUGCUAGGCAUGGACACUGCACUCAGCACUCUAUAAAACACAGAAGAUGUCAUGACCUCUGACCUGGAGAAUUGUUAACCAAGGAGCAUGAUCAGAAAUGUCCCCCAUACGUUUGACUCUAUCAGGAGUUAGGGGUGAUGAACAACUUCCAGAAGGUGCUCAGCAUCUCACUUUAUUAGGCCUCUAAAAGACAGACAACAUGAAACACACUACGAAAUCUUAAGCAAAAUUCUUUAUUGAGCAUCUUUUCUACAGUUUUGGGACAGUUAUUUUUUUGUUUUGUUUUGUUUUUGUUUUUUUUUUGCUAUCAUUUGUAAAUGACAUGGAAAAAGGAUUAGUUUUAAGCAAAAAAACCCAAGAAGUCCUUGUGGCACCUUAGAGACUAACAAAUUUAUUUGGGCAUAAGCUUUCGUGGGCUAGAACCCACUUCACCAGAUGCAUGAAGUGAAAAAUACAGGAGCAGGUAUAAAUACAUGAAAGAAUGGGGGUUGCUUUACCAAAUAUGAGGUCAGUCUAACGAGAUAAAUCAAUUAACAACAGGACACGGAGGAAAAAUAACUUUUGAAGUGGUAGGAGAGUGGCCCAUUACAAACAGUUGACAAGAAGGUGUGAGUAACGGUUUGGAGAAAUUAGUACUGGGGAAAUUAAGUUUAGGUUUUGUAAUGACCCAACCACUCCGUCUUUAUUCAGGCCUAAUCUGAUGGUAUCCAGUUACAAAUUAAUUCCAGUUCUGCAGCUUCAUGUUGGAGUCGGUUUUUGAAGUUUUUUUGUUGAAGAAUUGCCACUUUGAGGUCUUUUAUUGAGUGACCAGAGAGACUGAAGUGUUCUCCUACUGGUUUUUGAAUAUUAUGAUUCCUGGCUUGUUACCAUGUUAUUUAAUAAAUGGGAAGUGAAUGAAGUGCUUAAAUUAUACAAGUAAUUGUGUCCUGGAGUAAUAACCAUGAACAGGCAAUCAACACCCAGGUCAGACAUGGCUCAUGCUUUCCAUAUGAAUCCAUCUGACAACUCCAGACCGUAUCAUCUGGUUUCAGCAGAUAAACUUAAGGCUAUAGUUCCAUGGAGGAGCUGAUCCAGAACAAAUGGCAGUAGGGAUUUACAUGACCUCGCGACCACGACAGGCUGUAUCUGUAAGAUUGUAGUAGUUGCCUUAGGCACACAGAUGUCCUAGUGAUGAUCAGGGUACAUGGGGCUAGAGAGACAGUUGUAAUGAUGUGCUCCUGCCCGGUAAUUUCUAACUAUGAAGUCCCCUGAAUAUCUUAUUUCUGUUGAUGAAACACAUUCAUUUGCAAUUUGCCUCUCCAUGGAGACAUCUAAAGAUAUCGUUUAAACCAAGCUCCAUCUAUUACAUAGGAACUGCUAGACCACCUCAGACUAGCAUGAUCCAACUCAGUAUCUCAUCACCAGCAAGUGGGACCUACCAGACGUUUUUGAUGAAGGGGCAAAAAAAUCCAUAGGGAACAAUUAAAAAGUAACCUGCUUCCAGGAGAAAUUCCGUCCUUACUCUCCUCAUUGCCGUAUGCCCUGAAAUGUGCAGUUUGUGUCCCCUACAACUUUUUGUGAAGUCUGGAGGUUCGUGCU
Molecule: messenger RNA, 6850 nt
Organism: Gopherus flavomarginatus (Mexican gopher tortoise)
Lineage: Eukaryota; Metazoa; Chordata; Testudines; Testudinidae
Gene: TMEM268
Product: transmembrane protein 268
Exons: 8
Coding region: 3529-4587 (352 amino acids)
Source: RefSeq, a predicted model, not a curated record